This is a messenger RNA of Nicotiana tabacum (common tobacco), 717 nucleotides long. Lineage: Eukaryota; Viridiplantae; Streptophyta; Magnoliopsida; Solanales; Solanaceae. The record is from RefSeq and is a predicted model, not a curated record.
AUGGAAGCAGUUAAAUGUAUCAUUGAGGAUUUAAAUAAUGAUCACCUUUCCAUAUUAGUUGAUGAAUCUUGUGAUGUGUCAUGUAAGGAGCAAAUGGCUAUUGUUUUGAGGUAUGUUGAUAGAAGGGGAAGUGUGAUGGAGCGAUUUAUUGGUAUUGUUCAUGUUCGUGAAACUACUGCUUUGUCUCUAAAGAAUGGAAUUAUUGGUUUACUUGCUCAACAUUCUUUAAGUCCAUCUUCCAUACGGGUACAAUGUUAUGAUGGAACAAGCAAUAUGCAAGGUGAUAUAAAUGGGCUUAAAAUCUUGAUGCAAAAAGAAAGUAAAGGUGCCCAUUCUAUUCAUUGUUUUGUUCAUCAGCUUCAACUAACUUUUGUUGCAGUGUCUAAAAGAUGUGAUGAAGUGCAAGAACUUUUGUUGGUUGUUUCCGAUAUCUUAAAUAUGAUGGGAUCUUCUUUCAAGCGUAGAGAUGAACUUCGCGAAUCUCAAGCGGAAGAAAUUGAAGAAGCAUUACGUAAAGGUGAGCUUGAAAUUGGUAGGGGCUUAAAUCAAGAAUUAGGUCUUGCUAGAGCUGGUGAUACUCGAUGGGGUUCUCAUUUCAAAUCCUUUAACAAUUUUAUUCUUAUGUUUGACCCUAUCAUUGAUGUACUUGAUGCAAUUGUUGUUAAUGCACGUUUUGAAGAAAAGUGUAAGGCAAAGGGAUAUCUUAAACAUGUUUAA